This is a messenger RNA of Glycine soja, 4883 nucleotides long. Its product is annotated as protein RNA-directed DNA methylation 3-like. NCBI's taxonomy places the organism in Eukaryota, Viridiplantae, Streptophyta, Magnoliopsida, Fabales, Fabaceae. Gene Ontology annotation, molecular function: mRNA binding; structural constituent of ribosome. Gene Ontology annotation, biological process: transcription elongation by RNA polymerase II; regulation of transcription by RNA polymerase II; regulation of DNA-templated transcription elongation. The transcript is spliced from 19 exons. Bases 105 to 4631 code for a protein of 1508 amino acids. Gene Ontology annotation, cellular component: DSIF complex; ribosome. The record is from RefSeq and is a predicted model, not a curated record.
GUUCUUCGGACUUACACACACUCCACACUCACACUUCUUCUUCUCUCCAUUUCUCUGACUCUGAGCAUGCAAUUGGCCUUGGUCUCAUUGCAUUCUCUGGGAAAAUGACGAACAAGGGCAAAGGAAAAGGCAAGGAGGUCGCCGGAAAAGGUUCUGCCGGCAAGCGCAAGGGCGUCUUCCAGGAUGACAAGACCGGUAGUGGCUGCAAGAGAAACAACCGAAGUGUCCUUCAGUUCUUCGAAGACGCCGCUGACGUUGAAGAGAGCGAUUUCAGUGAUUUCAGCGACGACGACGACAGCGAUUUCGAUUUUUCUGAUGACGAAUUAAAUGCCGCGCCAAGAAGGAUGGACAUGCCAGAUAAGGGCCAGAGUAGCCUCCCACGUGUCGUCCCUAAAGAGGAAAUGUUGGAUGAAGAAGAGUGGGACAGAAUUUUGGAGGAGCGCUACAAAGAUCCAUCUAGGUUUAUCAGAUUUUCUGAUGAGUUUGGUGAUGAUAAAGGGAUGGACCCAAGUUCCAUACACGAGGGUGUCGAUGAAUUAACGCCAAGCAUUUGGAAAGUCAAAUGCACUGUUGGCCGGGAGAGGCUUUCAGCUCUUUGUCUGAUGCAGAAGUUUGCUGACUUGUAUUCAUUGGGUACUAAAUUAAAGAUAAAAUCUGCAUUUUCUGUAGAUCAUAUGAAAGGAUUUGUGUACAUCGAAGCCGAGAAACAGUAUGAUAUAAAUGAGGCAUGCCAAGGGAUUCCCGGAAUAUAUGUUACUCGAGUGGCACCUGUACCAAAUAGUGAGGUUUAUAAUCUGUUCUCUGUUAGAAGUAGAACCCCUGAAAUUUCUGAGGGCAUGUGGGCUCGAAUAAAAGGUGGUAACUACAAGGGGGAUCUGGCACAGGUUGUGUCUGUGAACAAUACCCGGAAAAAAGUUACAGUGAAGCUUAUUCCAAGAAUUGAUCUACAAGCCUUGGCUGCCAAAUUUGGUGGGGGAUAUAGUCGCCAAAAAAUGGCUGUACCGGCUCCAAGAUUAAUCAGCUCAAGUGAACUUGAGGAGUUCCGACCACUCAUCCAAAUCAAACGUGACCGUGAUACUGGCAAGGUUUUUGAGGUUCUUGAUGGUUUGAUGCUCAAGGAUGGGUAUGUAUACAAGAAAAUAUCUCCAGAUUCAUUAAGUUUAUGGGGUGUUGUGCCAACAGAAGAUGAACUGUUGAAGUUUGGGCCUUCUGAAAACAAUGAAUCAAAUGAUUUAGAGUGGCUCUCUCAGCUUUAUGGUGACAAGAAGAAAAAACGGGUUAUAAGACCUGAGAAGGGAGGUGGUGGGAAAGGAGAGAGUUCAUCAGGUUCUGGUGUGGGAAAUGGUUUUGAACUUUAUGAUUUAGUAUGUUUUGGUAAGAAGGACUUUGGUGUAAUAGUAGGCAUGGAUAAAGAUGAUAUCUACAAGAUUCUAAAAGAGGGUUCAGAUGGACCUGAUGCUGUAACUGUUGAUCGACAUGAAAUUAAGAGUGGGCUAUUUGAUUUGAAACUUACUGCCCUAGAUCAGCACAGUAAGACUAUAUUGGUUAAUGAUACUGUCAGGGUGCUUGAGGGUCCAACUAAGGGUAAACAAGGCAUUGUUAAACACAUUUAUAGAGGGAUUGUCUUUUUAUAUGAUGGAAAUGAGGAAGAAAAUGGAGGUUACUUAACUUGUAAAUCUAAUAAGUGUGAGAAGGUCAAGCUUGCUGUUGGUGAUUGCAGUGGAAAGGAUAGUGAACCGGGUCCUUUAGUCUUUGAAGACCAACCAUCAUCACCAAGAUCUCCCUUGUCACCAAAAAAACCAUGGCAAGCAAGAGAAAAUAACCGUGAAUUUAACCGUGGGGACAACAACAACAUGUUUACUAUUGGUCAGACGUUGAGAAUUAGGAUAGGUCCUUUGAAGGGAUACAUUUGCCGAGUCAUUGCCUUGCGUCGUGCUGAUGUUACUGUGAAACUAGAUUCUCAGCAGAAGGUUCUUACAGUUAAAUGUGAGCAUCUUUCUGAGGUUCAGGGGAAGAGUACUGCCAUUUCAUCAAGUGGUGAUCCAGAUUCAAGUUCAUCUAAGCCAUUUGAUAUGCUGGGUACUGAAGGCAGCUCUGGAGGUUGGCUGAAUGGAGUGGGAACGUCCACUGGGGCUGGUGGAUGGAAUGCUGGAGGGGCAUCAUCCACUGGGGGUAGUGGAUGGAAUGCUGGAGGGGCAUCAUCAACUGGGGGUGGUGGAUGGAAUGCUGGAGGGGCAUCAUCAACUGGGGGUGGUGGAUGGAAUGUUGGAGGGGCGUCAUCAACUGGGGGUGGUGGAUGGAAUGCUGGAGGGGCGUCAUCCACUGGGGGUGGUGGAUGGAAUGCUGGAGGGGCGUCAUCCACUGGGGGUGGUGGAUGGAAUGCUGGAGGGCCGUCAUCUAAAAGGGAUGCAGGGUCUAAUCAUUCUGCUCCAAGCUUAUUGAAUACAGAAUCUACCUCAAAUCCAUUCAGUUCCAAGGGUGCAGAAGAUUCUGCUUGGGAAACUAAAAGUAAUUCUAAUAAGACCUCCUCAUGGGGUGCUGCAGUGGAUAAGACUGGAAUUGCUUCUGAUGCAGAUCAGUCUGGUGGCUGGGGAAGUGGUGGAGGGAGCUGGGGUCAGGCAGAGCAUAAAACUGGAAGUGUGGGUGAUGGCAAUCAGAAUAGCAAUUGGAAUACAACCAAGGCUUCUGAAGGGGAGUCUUCUGGUUGGAACAGUAUCCAAAAGUCAAAUGAAACUUCAUCAGCUGGAUGGGGUGGUGGCAAUGGGUUUAAAAGUGGAUCAGAUGAAGGAAACUUGAAUUCUACUUGGAGUGGCUGGAAGUCUGGAUCAAGUGGAGUCAAACAAGCUGGGAACACUGCUGGUACUUCAGAUAUUGAUGCUAAUCAGGAUGCUGGGUGGAAAAACAAACCAAAUAAGGAUGGGAGUGAGUCAUCUGGUUGGGAAACAAAAAACAAUUGGAAUGCUCCAGUCUCUUCAUCAAAUGAUAAAGUGGAAAAAGGUAAUGAUCAAGGUAGGUGGAAUGCAGGAAAAGCUUCAGGUGGUUUGGCUGCAGAUUUCAGUCAAGCUUCUGGUUGGAAAGGGGGGCUGAGUGAGCACACCCAAGAAGGUUCUAAUUGGGGCGACAAGAAAUUUGGUUCAUGCGAUGUAUCUGGUGAUUCCAGUGGAAAUCAGGGUAGUAAUGGUUGGGGUCAGAAAAGCAAUUGGAACUCUGGAUCUAGGAGUGGGAAUGAGAACCAGAAUUCUCACUGGAGUUCUGGGCGUAAUGAGCCUGGAAAUCAAGAUUCCAACUUGGACAAGAAAAGCAAUUGGAACUCUGGAAACAGUGGAAACCUGGCUUCUGAUCCAAAAAGUAGCAAUUGGAAUUCUGGAUCUGGUAAUUCCAAUGAAAAUUCCAACUGGGGAACCAAUGUCAAUAACAAAUCUUCAUGGGGUACUGGAAAUGAAAACAAGAAUUCCAGCUGGAGUUCUGGGCAUAGUGAUCCUGGAAAUCAAGAUGCCAAUCAGGGCAAGAAAAGCAAUUGGAACUCUGGGAACAGUGGUAACCAGCCUUCUGAUCCUAAUAGCAAUUGGAACUCUAACAAAUCCUCUUGGAGUGCUGGGAACGAAAACAAGAAAUCUAAUUGGAGUUCUGGGGAUCCUGGAAAUACAGAUUCUAACUGGGGCAACAAAAAUAAUUGCAUUUCUGGAUCUGGUGAUGCUAAUCAAAACACGUCUUGGAGAAGCAAUAGCAGCUGGAACACUGCAAAUGCCUCAAGCGAUGAUGGUAAUGAAGGUUCAAAUGAAAAUUCUGAUGGAGUAGGUGGUGGGAACUGGAGAGGUGGUUACCGGGGUAGAGGUGGCUCCGACAGAGGGGGUUUUAGAGGUAGAGGUUUUCGGGGUAGAGGAGAGCGUGGCGGUUUCGGUGGACGAGGGGAGCAUGGAGGCUUUGGUGGCCGAGGGGAACGAGGAGGCUUUGGUGGUAGAGGUAGAUCAGACAGGGAAGGUUUUGGUGGUAGGUGGGGAUCAGAAGGAGGACGUGGAGGCCGAGGCAGGGGAAGGAACGAUCAAUCUGGUGGUUGGAACAACAGAAGGGAUUCUGGUGAGGAUGGGCCCUCUGACUGGAAGAAGGGGGCAGAUAAUGGUGGAUGGAAGAAUAGUAAUGGAUCUCAGGCUUGGAACCAGGAUACUGGUGACAAGGAUAGGCAGAGCUGGAGCCAGGGAAAUGCAGAUAAGGAGCAUCCUAGCUGGAACCAAGGAAGUGGAAGAAAUCAGAGCUGGAGUUCAGCAAGUGGAGCUAAUGAUAAUGGAUCUCAGGCUUGGAACCAGGGGAAUGCAGAUAAGGAGCAUCCAAGCUGGAACCAAGCUGGAAAUAAGCAGAGCUGGAGUUCAGCAAGUGGUGGAGGUAACAAUAAUUGGAACAACAAUGGGUCAUCGCAGACUGCAGAGGCUAGCUGGAAAAAAUCUACAACUGAAGGGACCAAUAUCCAGGGUGGUGGGUGGAACAAGGGAUCUAGUUCAAACACUACUUCUAAGGACUGGGGUCAAUCAAGUGCUGCAGACAAGGGUCAAGCAUCUAGUUGGAAAGAAGCAGCAGAUGGUGCAUCAGGUUCAUGGGGCAAGAAAAAUGACGGGGGUGACAAAGGUGGAUGGUAAUUGCUUUCUUGAACGUGCUAGAUGGGCCAAAGAAGGGAAGAAUUGAGUUCGGGCAUUUUGUAAUUAAUGGCAAACCUUUUUUCUCUUUGUAAAUCCGUAUAAAUCUGCGCAGAGACUUUGUUUUUAAAUUGUUCUAAACAGAUCUGAUGAAUGACUAAUCCUCUCUUCCGUGUUAUGCAUGAAUGUUAUGUAAUAUGCAGUGUCGUGUUACAAUUUCUAAUCUGUGAUUGUAUGGCUUGCUGUGCUUUCCUA